Molecule: messenger RNA, 2483 nt
Organism: Hippoglossus stenolepis (Pacific halibut)
Lineage: Eukaryota; Metazoa; Chordata; Actinopteri; Pleuronectiformes; Pleuronectidae
Gene: hmx3a
Product: H6 family homeobox 3a
Exons: 2
Coding region: 643-1554 (303 amino acids)
Biological process (GO): regulation of transcription by RNA polymerase II
Cellular component (GO): nucleus
Molecular function (GO): RNA polymerase II transcription regulatory region sequence-specific DNA binding; DNA-binding transcription factor activity, RNA polymerase II-specific
Source: RefSeq, a predicted model, not a curated record
CGCUCAUCCCAAACCUUCCUUUUUGGCGCAAUAACAGCCCUGUGUUCAUUUGCUGCCUAAUUGGACUCUAUGAGACCAAUAACAGGCGAGAACAGCGCGGCCACGAGCCACAAAGAGGGAGGAUGGUCUCUCUCUCUCUCUCUCUCUCACACACACACUCUCUCUCUCCCUCUCUCACACACUCUCUCUCUCUCUCUCUCCCCUCGCCGUCUCUCCCUUAAUCCCAUUUGCCAUUGUACAUGCCCAAUCGCCUAUACUUUCCGCAUUUAACUUGGAUGACAUUUUUAUUUCAUCAUUAGCAUCAGGCGCUAGACUGACUGACACGGCGGACACACUUUUGCGUGUUUUUUGACGGGGAGAGCGCGGAAUGAGACAUCUCCACGUCCGCGCGCUUUAUUUAUUUAUUUUCUACCUCGCAAACAUUUUUUAUUUGAUUUUUCUAGCCGAGAAGGACGCGUGCUGUGACGCGCUCGCCCGGGUGUGAGUCCAGUCUCCGCGUUUAGAAUAAUAAUAAUAGUAAUAGAAGAAAACCAGGGGCUCCUCGCAGUCCGGAUACGCGAGCGUUGUCUGUUUUUCUUUUUUUUGUGUGUGUGCGUGUUCCUGCUUUCGUGGUGCUCCGCUGUUCACACCGCAGCCACAGCGAUGCCAGAGACAACGCCAGAAACGUGCGCUCCGGCCAAGGACUCGCCUUUCUUCAUCAAGAACCUGCUGAACUGUGACAGCAAACCGUCCAAACCCAGGCCCAUGCUGGCGGCCACCAAGGCGGCCCUGGAGGGAGGAUUUUCCUUUUCCCAGGUCGGGGACUUGCACUUCCCACGCUUUGACCUGCCCGCGCAGAGGUUCAGUCUACCGGCUCACUACUUGGAGCGCACCUCGGCGUGGUGGUACCCGUACACCCUCGGCUCGGCCGCCCACCUACACAGAACUGAAGUCACCCACAAACUAGGCGUCAGAGACUCCUCUCCAACCUCGGGCACGGACAGAGACUCUCCGGACCUGGUGCUCAAAUCCGAGCCGGACGCCAAAGACGACGAGGAGGACGACGAGCACAACCACAGCAAAAGCGGCGAUGAGAUCAUCCUGGAGGAGAGCGACACGGAGGAGGCCAAGAAGGACGAGCUGGAGGAGUGGAAGAAGAGAGACGACGACAAGAAGCCGUGCCGCAAGAAGAAGACGCGCACGGUGUUCUCCCGCAGCCAGGUGUUCCAGCUGGAGUCCACCUUCGACAUGAAGCGCUACCUGAGCAGCUCGGAGCGGGCCGGCCUGGCCGCGUCCCUGCACCUGACGGAGACGCAGGUAAAGAUCUGGUUCCAGAACCGGAGGAACAAGUGGAAGCGGCAGCUGGCCGCGGAGCUGGAGGCCGCCAACCUGAGCCACGCCGCGGCGCAGAGGAUAGUGCGUGUGCCCAUCCUCUACCACGAGAACUCGGCCGGGGAGAGCGGAGGCAUCGGGGGCAGCGUGCCCGUGAGCCAGCCGCUGCUCACCUUCCCGCACCCCGGCGUCUACUACUCCCAUCCCCUCGUCACAUCCGUGCCGCUGCUCAGACCGGUCUGAAAACUGCUGGGUCCUGAGUCCAAAAUCAAGUAAAAAAAAAAGAGAAGAGACUUAAUAUUUUUGUACAACUGACAAAAUAAAAAAAAACAAUAAAAAAAAAAAACAGACAUAAACACUGUCAAACCAUGGAGCUAUUUUGGCAAAUAUAAAUUGUGUCAUUUUCCAUGAGGGUGCCGUUUACAAGUGAUUUGAACAUUCAAAUCUGAUUCUUUAUAUUAUUAUUAAUUAUUAUUAAUAUUAUUAUUAAAUGAAAUGAUCACUUCUGGGGUCCACCUGCUCACACUGCCUGAUGUGUGUCUUUUAAAAAUGUUCCCUUGGUCUCUACACCAUGACUGUUGCUGGACAGGCCAAAUUUACAGCUCCACAAAACAAUGUACCUUGUUUACAAAAAAACAAACACACAAACAUGGCGGCCUAAAGUCGCAGGCUUGCUUAUAAAGAAACACACUUGUUUGAUUUUUCUUCACAUUUCCAGAACUGAUAAGACGAUGAUGUGCAAUACACUGACGGUGUGCUGGGAUUUUCUUUUUUUUUUUGGUCACCUGUUCACGGUGGAGAACCGAUGAUGCUGUUAUUGUAAUAUUUCCCCUUUUAAAUUUUUUAUUUUAUUUGCCGUUUGAAGCGUUUGACGGGGACAAUCAAGACUCUCUCAGCUGUAAACUGCUCCUGUAGCUUCAUGUUUAGUUUUAGUGACUCUCUCCACAAUGGACACGUCCUUCAAGCACAAGCGUCAUGAGCUCCAGCGUCUGCUUCAUCCACUUUGUGUUUUUGAACAAGGAGGUAAAGAAAACACCCCCCCCACACUGCAGCGUGGUGGGUGUUUUGUUGUAUAAAAUAUGUAAAUGUAUAUAUUUAAGGAGAUGCGGUGGAGAGGAGCUGCCACGUGCUGCUUCUCCUUUGUACAGUAAAAAAAAAACAACGUUUUGAUA